Messenger RNA from Daucus carota subsp. sativus, 1964 nucleotides. Its product is annotated as probable nucleoredoxin 1. Bases 148 to 1881 code for a protein of 577 amino acids. The record is from RefSeq and is a predicted model, not a curated record. The transcript has 6 exons. Lineage: Eukaryota; Viridiplantae; Streptophyta; Magnoliopsida; Apiales; Apiaceae.
AUUUCUCUCCCGUCUUUUGUUUACUCCCCUCUGCUCCUCUUCACCUCGUGCUCUUUUACGGUGAAUCACCGCCUUAGCCUGCACUGCUCCGUUUUGCCUUAUCUUGGUCCAGCAGAAGGCCAGGAAAGGAACCGGUAGUAGAGAAACAUGAAGAGUUGUAGAUUUUCAACUCCUGAUUUAAGAACUGAUCUGAUGGUGAUGACAAGGAGUUUGCCAAACAACUGCAAAGCUGAUGAUUCUGUCAAAAAGCAUAUAGAGAAACCAGCCAAAGGUAAGAAGAAGAGGAACAAGGGUAAAAAGGGGAACAAACCCUAUCGAAUUGGUGAUACAGUGAAUCUGAAGGACCUUCUCUUCACUCAAGAGAGAGACUAUCUAAUCAAAUACAAGGAUGUACAGAUAAAAAAGGAGCAACUGGUUGGCAAGGUUAUUGUUCUACACUUCGUGUCACUGGUAAAAGGGCAUGACAAUUUGAUACCAGAUCCGGAUUUAAUAGAUAUAUACAAAAAGUUAGAGCCGAAAGGUGGCUUUGAGGUUGUCUUUGUUGCAGUUGGGGAUGGUCUUACUUGCCUUGACACACGAGAAUCGACAUCAACAUAUUCUACUCCUCAACAAUGUUUUGAAGAAAUAUUUUCUACAAUGCCAUGGACUGCCAUCCCAUUCUCAGAUUUAAAAUCCAGGAACCGGCUAGAAAAAUUGUUUUGUAUAGUCAGCGAUACCCGUCUGGAAAUGGAGCCCAUCUCAUUUGUCAUUGACUCUAGAGGGGUGGUUUUGCAAGCUGAUGCUACCCAAGUGUUUUCAAUGUAUGGAUCUGCUGGUUAUCCUUUCACCAAACAAAGGCUAAAGUGCCUUGAUCAUGAAGAUUAUGUUACCAUGGAGCAGCUUUCUGUUAGUACACUCUUGGCCUCUCCUCAACGUGAUUAUGUGAUCACCAACAAAGGAGACCAGGUACCUCUACAUAAGCUUGAAGAUAAGGUGGUAGCCUUAUAUUUUUUUACAGAUAUUUCGAACGUACGCAUCACAUCAAAACUUAAGUUGGCAUACAAAGAGUUGUGUGAAAAAAUGGAAGCUUUCGAGGUUGUGCUCAUUAAUUUACUUUCUAUCUCGUCUGAUACAUGUGAAGAUACAUUCUGGAAAACAUUUGAGGCAAUGCCUUGGUUGGCGAUCCCAUCUAAAGACACAGAUUGUUGUAAGAAGUUGCUGAGGAUCUUUGACAGUACCAUAUGUGAUCCUGGGCCUUAUCCUGUUUCAAAGCUGGUGAUUAUUGGACCCCGUGGAAAAUUCAUUGAACCGUGUGGUGCUAACAUCUUGUGUUGUUAUGGUAUUCCAGCAUACCCGUUCACUCGCUUUAGUGCUGUCAAUUUAAAAAUUGAAAAGGUUAAGGAUGUGAAACCAGAGAUGUUUUGGAAUCUAGAUGCCAUCUUCAGACAACAAAAUGGUUCCGAGGUUCAAUUCUCACAAAUUGUUGGAAAGAGAAUCAUAGUAUUAUUUCAACUUUUUAAUGAUAUACCAGAACAAACAUUGAAGAAGCUAAUAGCAUUGUACAACCAGAUGAAGGGUACAGACGAUGAAUUUGAGGUGAUCCACAUCCGUGAAGAGUCGAAGUGGGGGCAUGUUGGAGCAGUUAUCCCAUGGUUAAUGCAUCCACCUUUUAGUAAUGCCUCGGAUGCUGGCAAAGUCAUGCGUCGUCUUUUUUAUUAUGGUGAAAAUGGGCUUGUUGCAUUCGAUCGUGACGGAAGAAUUGUCAGAAUGACAAGACGCCUUGCAGUUGGGAAGACGGUCUUUCCCUUUUUUGAUGCUGAAAAGAUGGAAGAUGAGGUCCUGCAGGAUAUGCAAGAAGAUUUAUAUGAACCUUUAGAAACCCUUUUAUGUUGCUGUUGGUGAUUUGGAGAAGGAUUUUUUCACAUUUUACUGUAUCCGUUUGAUAGCUAUGAAUUAAUAAUACCUAAUGGAAUAAGGUCUGUUAA